Messenger RNA from Morone saxatilis (striped sea-bass), 7332 nucleotides. RefSeq names its product myosin IXb (gene myo9b). Gene Ontology annotation, cellular component: myosin complex. The record is from RefSeq and is a predicted model, not a curated record. Gene Ontology annotation, molecular function: protein binding; ATP binding; microfilament motor activity. Lineage: Eukaryota; Metazoa; Chordata; Actinopteri; Moronidae. Gene Ontology annotation, biological process: intracellular signal transduction.
UGUGGAAGUCUCUCUCUCUCUCUCUCUCUCUCUUAUAAAGUCCAGUGAUGUUUUUGUGUUUUCUCUCAGCAGUUUUCUCUCCUGUUGGCUAAAGAGUGACAUCUCUCAGUGGGAGCUGGCAGAGAGUGUGGGCAGUGAGGUAUGCUGAAGCCUCCCAGUAUAUCUGUAAAUCAGGAUGAGCACUACAGAUGGAGCCGGGGCCCCUGAGCGGGAAGAAGAGGCCCGUGUUGUGCAGAUCUACCCCAGGCUGCCCCUGGACACAGCCGCCUACUGUCCCCUGCAGGUCAGCGGCGGGGACACUACGAGGACGGUCAUCCACAAUGCCGUGGUCACUCUGGGCCUGGACACCGACCAUAAGUACGUCCUGCUGGAGGUCAGGGAGAGCGGAGGAGAGGAGAGGUUGCUGGAGCCUGGGGACUGUCUUUUGGAACGAGUCCUGCUGUGGCCACCGAAGACACAGAAGUGGCACCCUCAGAUCCAGGGGUACUACUUCAUCCUGCAGCAGCAGCAGGGCAAGAAUGGAGGCCAACACGUAGAAAGCGGCCGAGACUACGAUGACCUCUGUAACCUCCAAACUGUGAGCGAGGAGAGUAUCCUGAAGGCUUUACGCCAGCGCUUCUACAAGCUUAAAAUCUACACCUACGCCAGCAACAUCCUCAUCGCCAUGAACCCCAAUAAGUUCCUGCCUGUUUACUACAAUCCCAAGUACGUCAAGAUGUACGAGAACCAGCCGCUGGGCAAACUAAGCCCUCAUAUAUUCGCCAUAGCAGACGUGGCCUUCCAUGCCAUGCUGAACAGCAAGGUCAACCAGUGUAUUGUCAUAUCUGGCGAGAGUGGCUCAGGGAAGACUGAAAGCAGCAGUUAUCUCAUCCACUGCCUGACCGCCCUCAGCCAGAAGAUGUACUCCUGCGGGUUGAUUCGCACCAUCCUCGGGGCCGCCCCGGUGCUAGAGGCUUUUGGCAACGCCAGGACUGCAGAGAAUAACAACUCCAGUCGCUUUGGGAAGUUCAUCCAGCUCAACUAUCUGGAGAGUGGUGUCAUCAGAGGGGCGGUUAUUGAGAAGUACCUCCUUGAAAAGUCCCGCCUGGUGUCCAGAGAUAAGAGUGAGAGGAACUACCACGUGUUCUACUAUCUGCUGAUGGGCGCGUCCAAAGACGAGCAGGAGGAGUUUCAUCUAUUAAAGCCUCAAGAUUAUCUUUACCUCAAGCAGGAAGACCUCCACUUAGAUGAGGAGAAACUUGAGCAGGAGUACAACAGGCUCCAUCAAGCUAUGGAGAUGGUUGGCUUCCUGGCUUCCACCAAGAAACACAUAUUCUCCAUCCUGUCUGCCAUCCUGCACCUGGGCAAUGUGACGUACACACUGUCAGAGGACACUGAAGUCCUGGAGGUCGGACCUGCUGAAGUUUUGUCCACUCUGUCUGACCUGCUCAAAGUGAAAAAGGAGCUACUGGUGAAGACUUUGACCAAGAGGAGAGUAGUGACUGCCAAUGCCAGCGUGGAUUCACAGUACACACUACAAGAGGCCCCCACAGUGCGGGACUCCAUGGCCAAGUCUUUAUACAGUGCUCUGUUUGACUGGAUCCUCCUUCACAUCAACCAUGCAAUGCUCAAUAGAAAAGACAUGGAGGUGUCAGUCUCUUGUUUGACCAUUGGUGUCCUGGAUAUGUUUGGAUUCGAAAACCUCCAGACAAACAGCUUUGAGCAGCUGUGCAUCAACUACACCAAUGAGAAACUGCAGUAUUACAUCAACCAGCACAUCUUUAAACUUGAGCAAGAGGUUUAUGUGUCAGAAGGCAUCACCUGGCAAAACAUCAGCUACACUGACAACAGUGACUGCAUUCAGCUGAUCAGGGAGAAGUCAACUGGGCUCUUUGACCUGCUGGAUAAGGAGAGCAACCUCCCUCAGGCCACAGAUGAAACCCUGUUGGACAAGUUGAAGGAACAGCAUCAGGAAAACCCAUUCUUUGUGUCCUCUUCAAAAACAGAGCUCACUUUUGUCAUUCAACACUUUGCUGGGAGGGUCAAAUAUCACAUUAAGGAUUUCCGACAGAAAAACACAGAGCACAUGCGUCCUGAAGUCGUGUCCCUUCUACGGACCAGUAGACGGUCGUUCCUGCAUCAUUUGGUUGCUUCCAGCCCAGAAGCACUGUUCAGAUGGGGAGUCCUCCGAGCCACCAUUCGCAUUCUCACAGUAUUCAAGAACAUGGGACGCCACCGGGCAGAAUUGAUUGCUAGCAGAAAAAGCCCCCGCAAGUCCCUCAAAGACAUGAGAAUGAGCAGCAGUGCUGUGAACAGACUGUCCAGCAACAGCCUGACUCUGGAUUUCUCCUUUGAUCGCUCUGAUGAACUGCCUCUUGACGUAUUUGAGGACAUCUUCGUCAGUUAUGAACAGAGAAAGAAAAGUAGAAGCGGUCGACAGAAGCAGCUCAUUCCAAAGAACCUCAUGGAUCUGCACUCACUCCAGCAUACUGUCGGUCUCACCGCGCAUGACCGAACCAGCAAAUUCAUCUUCCACCCUCAUCGGAAGACAAAGCCCCCUACAAUCAGCUCUCAGUUUCAGGCCUCACUCAGAAAGCUGAUGGAGACGAUUGAAAAAGCCAAGCCUCUCUUUAUCUUCUGCGUUCGCACCAACGCUGAUAAGAGGGAGCUGCACUUUGAUGAUGAACUUGUGCUAAAACAACUAAAGCACACAGGCAUCCUGCAGAUGGUUCACAUUCAGAAGUCUGGCUACAGUGCCAAAUACACAUUUAAGGAAUUUGUUGAGAAGUUCCGUACGUUGCUUCCUAAAGGAGCUACAGGAACGCCGGAGCACAUAACGGAACUGUUUGAUAGGAUGAAGCUGGAUAAGACCACCUAUCAAAUAGGAAAAACACAGGUGUUUCUCAAGGAGAAGCAGAGGCAACUGCUCCAAGACACUCUUAACAAAGAAGUGAUGCGUCACAUCGUCAUCCUGCAGCGCUGGUUCCGCACCUGUCUGAUAAGGUUGCACUUCCGGCAGAAGAGAGAUGCCACCAUGAUUAUACAGAGGAGCUGGCGUGAGUUUUAUGAGAACCAAAACCGAGCUGCUACAGUGAUCCAGACAGCCUGGAGGAGUUCCCUGAAGAGGCCACAGAAUGAGCAAGAGGAUGACGAGAAGACAUCCAAAACCCGGCCUGGACGGGACAGCUUGUCAAAAAAGGAUUUAAAGAGGCAGAGCAAAGUGGAGCUCAGCCCCAGCAGGAACCAGCAGGACCAACCGAGGUCCAGGAGCAGGGAGAAACUAGAGGGCAGAGGAUCCCCUCCCCCUCUCAACAGACCCCUCUCCCUCCCACUGGACCCAAAAGUUGGCAGUAAUGAUGACUCCACCAGCCACUCAAAGAGCAGCCCGCUUCAGCGCUACAAACAUGUUGGGGGCAUCAAGGAGAAGGCAGAGAGGUGGAGGGAAAGACAGAGCGAUGAUUCAAGUCCAGAAUUGCGGCGACGAAUAGACAAUAAGAAAGAUGAUUUUCAGUUCAAAGGGAAGUCCAUGUCUGUUGAGGAACUGUCCAGGAUCAGCUCAUCAGGCUCCGAUAGCUCACCCUCUACCAAUGAGGUAAGGGUGCGUUUGCGCAAGCAGCCCAAACGCAAGCGGCAUUUAGCCUACGCCCGCAGCGGUUUGAUGGUUAACUUUGGGGGCUCCAAGGAGAGCGAGUACUGGAGCUUUCCACUGCCUCCCAUCAGCCCCCAUAUGCCUAGCCUGAAGAGCUCAGCCAGUAGCGUGGAUGUCCGGGCCCACAAAUCCCAGGUCAAGAUACCAGCAGAACCUGAUGGGUCGAGGUUCAGUCUUCCAGCCAGGAGCACCCAUGAGGACUCAAGACAACAGGGAUCUAACCAAUCACAACUCACAUCACCUGAGAGGGUUUGGUUUCUCAGUAAAUUCCUGAAAAAGCGGGCACCUAAAUAUUCCUCGAACACGGACAUCAUCAACACUACAUCCCUGGCCGUCACCCUGCCCAGCUACAGCCCACAUCCCUACCACAGGCCAAACCAGGACAGCGGGAGAAUCAGUCGAAACCCAACCAUUCGAAUCAGUCGCGCCACGCGGGUGAUGCAGUGGGACGCGUCUCUGGACCGUGAGAUCACCGACCCCAAAGAGCUGCGAAACCUGGACGAAUUCCUCGGCAAUCAGGUGAAUGAGCUGCGAAGUAGAAUAAAAGAGCUGUCACAAACAGAGAGCAUCUUCCUCACAGCCACCAUGCAGUUCAGAGAGACCAUCAAAGGCAUGUACUCUGUCCAGAAGCCCCAGAUUGGCUACAAAGAUCUGAUGAAGGGCUACCAAAACAAAGUGAACACACUAGCUGGGUCCAAAAAGAAGGCAGAAGUCUCGCUGGUGGUCAACCUGUUCCAGUCUGUGCUGGACGGCUUUAUUAGGGGCGAGAUAAAACGAGUAGAGUCUGAGCCAGCCAAGACCACCAAGACAGCGAAGAAGAGGAGGAAAAAAGACAAAUGUCCUAACAGUCCUCUGGAUCACCUGUUCAGCACAUACCAGGUGAACAUUAUGCAGUCAUGUGACUUGUGUGGCUCCUACAUCUGGGGAAUGGAGAAAGCCUACAUGUGCAGCGCUUGCAAGUUAAUAUGUCACAAGAAAUGCCUGACCAAAAUCAUCACAGACUGCUCGACACGGUGCGCCAGACAGGACAACAGUGUACCAGGCUCCCUUCACUUUGGGGUGCAGGUGUGUGUCCUCACCAGUCAAGCCAACCCUGUGCCUAAAGUGGUGGAGUUGCUGCUGAUGCAUGUGGAGCUAAACGGCCUCUACACGGAGGGUAUUUACCGAAAGUCAGGCUCAGCCUGUCGAGCGAGGGAGCUCCACCAGAUUCUGGAAACUGAUCCUGAGGGAACAUCUUUAGACAACUACCCCAUCCACACCAUCACAGGUCUGGUUAAACGUUGGCUCAGAGAGCUGCCGGACCCCCUCAUGACCUUUUCCCUCUACAAUGACUUUCUGCAUGCUGUUGAGCUGCCAGAGAGAGCUGAGAGAAUGAGAGCUGUAUACCAAAAGGUUGAUGAACUUCCUCCUGCUAAUUACAACACGUUAGAACGACUCAUCUUUCACCUUGUCAGGGUUGCAAAGGAGGAAGAGCACAAUAAGAUGUCACCAAGCUCUCUUUCUAUUGUGUUUGCCCCCUGCAUCCUGCGUUCACCUGAUAUUGAUGACCCCUUCCUUGGUAUGAAGGAUGUGUCAAAGACUACAAUGUGUGUGGAGAUCCUGAUCGCUGAGCAGCUGAGACGAUACAAUGAAAAAAUGCAGAAUAUCCAGAAGCUGGAAUAUGCAGAGGCCCUGGCUGUCAAUCAGCUCAAACUGAGGAGACAAAACACGAUUGUUGAAAAGCCCUCAGAGCUGGACGUUCCAGAGCAAAUGCAUACGGAUGAAACAGAGAGGACCCUCAUCGAUAGGAUCAGAUCCAUCAAGAAAGAAAAGGUGGACUUGGCCUGCAGGUUACCCGACCUGGAGCAGGAGAAUUCUGACAAUGAACUCAACGACGACUCGUCGUCAAUGAGUUCAUUGUCAGAGAGCCUGGAUGAGCGCCUGGGGAGCCUAGAUUCGGAAGGAAAGGUGACCAUGCGAUCGAAAACCCAGAAACCCAACUGUCCGCCUAAACCUCCUGACCUGGCGCAGAGAGUCAGAAGUCUAAUGGCUCAGACAGAUGACGGACAGAGAGAGUUCGCACUAGGACAAAAGACAGAUGUUACCCAGUCCAUGUGCUUCCUUCCCAGCCCAGACUACUCCUCCCCAACCGACAAGCCCCAAAUCACCAGCAAGACUUUAAACAGGAGCUUCGACGAUCUGGACAUCCCUUACAUCGAUGAUGAUGACGAUCUACCCGCAGCAUAAACGGCAGUUUUAAUAACUGCAAUAUUCUCAGAUAUGUGUUAAUAGAAGACAAAAAAGUAACUGUGCACUUUGUUUUAUGGACAUUUCCAUUCGUCGCUGCUGCUAUGGAAACAAAGUGAUUUGAGAAUUUAUAUAUAUUUAAAGGGAGAUCAUACAUGGGACAGUCUAUUCAGGGUUUUUAUAACAAAUCAGGAGACAGACCCAACAGCCAGGACUGCUCAGCCUCUUUAUACCACUACACUGUAUGCAAUUUUAAACAUAUUCAGAAUUGUAUGGUACACGUUUUAUAAAAGGUAGGUAUUUUGGGACCAGUUCUGUGAAGCUGUGUUUCAUCUGUAGAGAAAAACAGGACAUGAUGAGGAGCAACAAGGGCCUUCUUUACUAAUGGACAUUAUUCUGAGCUCAAUUACUGUGGUACUUGUAUUUGUUCCAGAAAGGUCCGUAAGAUUGUGCAUACUGACAUUGUAUUUUGGGCUCUCGUUGAGUGUAUUGUUUUGUAUCUGAAAUGUUUCAGUUGUGUUUUUCUGCUUUUCGUUUUGCUCUGUUAUAUAAUGACUGAUGGUCAUGUUGCUGCCUUUUUAGACUGAAAAUACUUUCCUCUGUCACUUUUCUUGGUACUGCAAGGCCAUGCCGUUUCACCAAGUAACAACAUUUUGUCUAUACAUGUAGGUUUUUUAAAAAAAAAAUAUGCAUGCCUGUACAUUUUAUAAGGGGUAGGAAUAAUGCAUAUCCUCUGAGUUUGACUUUUGUCACCAACAAAAAUAAACUGACCGUUUUCAGAUGUCUCUGUUUAGAACCAAUAAUGCAGCUUUGAACUCCUUUACUGUAAUAUGUGAGGAAACUGUAAAGUUGAGCUUCAUGAGGGAGUUUUAAAGAGAAAAAGAUGCCCUUAUGUGUCAAUGAGAUUAUAAAUUAAAAUAAUACUUAUAGCAGAUCAUUCUGGGAAAAAUGUUGAUUUUCUACUGACGUGUUAUUCUGAAGAGAAAUGUUGUUGAACUUGUCAAAUUUUCAUUUUGAGUCAUGAAUCUUACUUAAAAGUGAACUCUGAACUAAUGUUACUAAACCUUUUUAGACUACUAACUGGUCAGAAAUGCAUUCUGCUCUCCAGAGAAAGAACAUUUUUAAAUAAAUACUUCCAUAUAAAUAUAUUUGUUAUAUUAUCCUAGUUUGAUCUUCACCAAGUGUGCAUAUCAGAACUCCAAACUUCCAGGUCUUUAUAGUGACUCCGUAUAAAUUUCUUGCAGCUGCACACAUCCUGUGGCAGGUUUCCAGCAAAAAAGGUUUCAUUUUGAAUCAUUUCCCUCCACUUUCUGUUUCCUAUAAUCUAAAAUGUAGUAAUAGUAAACACUCCAUUCUGGCAUGUGUUUUAUGGACCAUAAUUAUUUGUUAACCUAUAAAAGUAUAGAUAUUGUGCUUCAGAAUCCAGUGACGUGUUCUUUUUACAUGGAUUAAUUACAGGUUAAAAUAAUUUCAGUUCA